AGAUGACUUCGGUCUUACGGAUUAAAAGUCGGAGCCGCCUCGUACGCCGAUGGCUUUGUGUAGCAAUGGAAAUAUAACAUGCGGCGCGACUCGGGGAAACCCUUGAAAGCCAAACUUAAUUUCUGGGUAGGAUCAACACCAAGCUUCUUACAAGUCUUUGACAAGCUUCUUACCACAAGUCUUCCGUAAACCUUCCACAAACCCUUGUCCUUGUCUAGCCUACGUCCUCAUACAUCAGCGCUAUCAUCGCAAAGAUGACGACAUCGCCAUCAUCCUUGAACAUUCUCAUUGUAGGCGCGGGCGUCUGCGGUCCGGCCCUCGCCCUCAUGCUCCAACGUUCUAACCCCAAUCACGUGAUCACGGUCAUAGAACGGUUUCCCACGCUCCGGACAGGCGGACAGCAAAUCGAUAUCAAAGCACAAGGCAUCCCCAUCUUGGAGAAACUAGGUCUUCUGAACACAAUUCGCUCCUACUGUGUCAAAGAAGGCGGCAUGGAGUUUGUUGACCGAAAUGGUAAAAGCCUCAUGCAAUUCGGUAUCACGAAAGCAGGAGACACCGCUGGGGCGUUGACUCUGACCCAUGAGUUUGAGUUCAUGAGAGGGAAUUUCGUCAAAAUGAUGCAUGAUAUCAGCAUCCAGGAACGCGAGAUUCUAACCACCAGAGGACAUGUCAAAGGUGGACUGACCUACGAGUUCGGCAAAACCAUCACCGCGCUCUCCCAUUCUGAAUCCUCAUCUUCCCCCAAGACAGCAACAGUAACAUUCUCCACCGGCGAGACCCGCACCUUCGAUCUGGUAAUCGCAGCAGAUGGUCAAGCUUCACGAACCCGUUCCCUUGCUUUUGGCUCCGAAAUAUCCAGCUCGGCUUUCCACUCCAUGAAUAUCCAUGCCGCAUACUACAAGAUCCCUCGUCUUCCCACAGAAGAUAGCCUAGCACGCAUCUACUUCGCUUCCAACAACCGCAUGGUAAUGACACGUACGGGCAACCAACCGGCAACGCAAGUCUACCUAUUCCUCAUGAACGGCAAAGACAGAGACAGAGCAAGCCACAUGGCGACUUACCAGAAGAGAUCCGCCGAGGAACAGAAAGAUGCUUGGAAGAGCUUGUACCAAGAUGCAGGAUGGGAGUGCCCACGCUUUCUCCAAGGCCUAGACACGGUAAAAGAUUUCUACGCCACAGAAAUUGGCCAAGUGAAGAUGCCUCAGCAUAAACUUUACAAGGACCGCGUUGUCCUCCUUGGCGACGCGGGAUACUGUCCCUCACCCUUUACAGGAAUGGGCACUACACUCUCCCUCAUCGGCGCAUACGUCCUUGCGGGCGAGUUGUUUCGACAUGGUGACGACGUCGAUGCUGCGCUGGAAGCCUAUCAAGAGGCCAUGAAGCAGCCUGUUGAGGAAUGUCAGAAGCUUGGGCCCUAUGCGGAUGGAAAGGGUCCCCUUCCGAGUUCAGAGUGGGGGCUUUGGAUGGCGGGUUGGGCGCUUUGGACGGUGAGUAGUCUAAGAGUUGAUAGGGUAAUCGGGUGGCUUGCGGGACUUUUACCAGAAGGGAAGGAAAAGAGGUGGGAGAUGCCGGAGUACACGGAGUUCAAUCUGAAGGCCCUGGAAAGGGAAUGAGGUGGUAUGCUUGAUAUGCUCGUGUUGUUUCCAUGGUUCGCGAUGUAGAAUACUGUUUUUUUAAAAUGUAUACUAUGCAGACCCUCUGCAAUGAUCCCGGAUAGUAAGACGUGAAAUGGUUCUGCCAAGCCAUCCGUUGUAUACUCUGUCCAAGUUAUCGAAACGUACGUUCAAGAGCGACAGAUUACGUCUUUCUCUGCCUAGACAGUCUCUUCUUGGCCCUCUCCCAUCUCGAUUUGUCACUCCC
Messenger RNA from Alternaria alternata, 1860 nucleotides. RefSeq names its product FAD/NAD(P)-binding domain-containing protein. The transcript has a single exon. Gene Ontology annotation, molecular function: FAD binding. The record is from RefSeq and is a predicted model, not a curated record. The coding region runs from base 255 to 1613 and encodes 452 amino acids. NCBI's taxonomy places the organism in Eukaryota, Fungi, Ascomycota, Dothideomycetes, Pleosporales, Pleosporaceae.